CUCAUCCUUUGUCGACGUCCUGGAUAAAACGUUAACGUUCCCUCCACCUUGUCCACAACCUCUCUCUCUCUCUCUCUCGGUAGCUCGCUCGCAGAGGCAGAGCAACGACGAUGGCGGUUUGCUUCUCUCCCGGUAUACACCUUCAAAUCGGAGGGUGUCGUCGUCCUCUGGUGACCCAACCAUUGAAGCUCCACUCCACAAGAAGCUUCAAGUGGCACAAUGGAAGAAAAUCAGGUUUUCAACUUCAGUCAAUGAGAUGUAGUGCAUGUUGGGAGAUUGCAGUGCCUUCUAGCGCUGAAUUGGUAUCAUCAAGUUCGGCCACAUUCGGGGACCUGUUUGAUUCUCAUGAUAUCAUGAGAAAUUUCAAGGUUGAUGUUCCGAAAGUUUCUCAGUUUUCCACAGAUACCAUACAUGGAUUAGUUAUCGCAGAUCUGGACCCUGCAACAGCGAAGCUAGCAAUUGGGAUCCUGGGCCCAUUUCUCCCGGCUUUUGCUUUCCUUUUCAUCUUGAGGAUAGUAAUGUCAUGGUACCCGAAACUUCCUGUCGGGAAGUUCCCUUAUGUAAUUGCUUAUGCUCCCACGGAACCACUUCUCAUACCGACAAGGAAGCUGAUCCCUCCCCUCGGCGGAGUUGAUGUGACUCCAGUUGUUUGGUUCGGACUGGUCAGCUUUCUGAACGAAAUACUAGUGGGUCCACAAGGACUUCUUGUCCUUCUGUCUCAGCAAGUUGGCUGAUAAAUUUUUGCAGUAUGAAUGUAUAUGAUAAUAGAUGAAUUCUUUGUUCA
Rhodamnia argentea is the source of this 784-nucleotide messenger RNA. RefSeq names its product protein COFACTOR ASSEMBLY OF COMPLEX C SUBUNIT B CCB3, chloroplastic. The record is from RefSeq and is a predicted model, not a curated record. The transcript is spliced from 3 exons. The coding region runs from base 111 to 734 and encodes 207 amino acids. Gene Ontology annotation, cellular component: chloroplast thylakoid membrane. NCBI's taxonomy places the organism in Eukaryota, Viridiplantae, Streptophyta, Magnoliopsida, Myrtales, Myrtaceae.